AUUCUAGCAAGCAUCCGCCAGUCCAUCACCGGAUUUCUUCAGCGUUGCGGCUUGCAACAUGAGAAUGUCCCGCUUGACGAAGCAUGGUACUCCGAAUGCUUUAAGGAGGCCAUCAAACGAGGAUAUCUGAUGGACGCCAUCCUCCUAUACCUGGCCGUUGGCGUGGCCGUAAUGUCCAACGCUUACGGCCACUUCUCGGACCGUCCAACCAAGAUGUGGAUCUCCCUCUUCACCACCGUAUGCACCUGCAUCGACGACACGGUGACUAGUGAGAAAAGAUCUCGUGCAUGUGUACCGUUUCAACGAGCUGUUCGCGAAAUGCGAGCCGCAGGAGCAUCCGGUUAUGAAUGCGCUUGAUAGACUCUUGCGGGAGGCCGCUUGCCAUCAUUCUGCACCGAUGUCAAUCUUGCCGCAGGCUACUACAAAGAGG
Messenger RNA from Suillus discolor, 430 nucleotides. RefSeq lists its product as uncharacterized. The transcript has a single exon. Bases 130 to 357 code for a protein of 75 amino acids. Lineage: Eukaryota; Fungi; Basidiomycota; Agaricomycetes; Boletales; Suillaceae. The record is from RefSeq and is a predicted model, not a curated record.